AGCGGCUACAUAAAUGCAGCCUGGUUUGCUCGAAGAAUUGCAUUUCUGCUCUGACCUGAGAAGAACAACCAGACUUCUAACAUGAAGACCAUCUUUGUUUGCCUGCUUCUCUGCGCCCUGGCCAUGUCGGCCCUCGGCUACCCCUACCUUGCAGUUCCAGGUGAAGAGGUCGCGCAGGUUGACGAUAAUGGUCAGGGUCAGGCGCUUGUAAGAACUGCCCGCAGCCCCCAUUAUGGCGGCUACGGCGGCUAUGGCCGCAGGGGCUACGGAGGAUACGGAGGAGGGUACGGAGGAUAUAGGCCUGGUGGUUAUGGAGGAUACGGAGGCUAUGGAAGACCUUAUGGAGGCUACGGAGGCGGAUUUGGCGGCAGUGCCAGUUACGCCAAUGCAGGGUCCUUUGGCGGUGGCUUCGGAAGUGGAAGCUACGCUAAUGCCGGCAGUGGCAGCUUCGGCGGCGGAUUUUACGGCUAAAACUAUGGUAUCGCCACUGUUUUAAUUAACAAACGACAACCCACAGCUAUUCUCUUUUGCCCGCAUUGCAAAAAGUGUGAAUGAAAAACUUGUGUGUACCAUCAAGUGUGCUUCAUCUGUAUUACGCAGACAAAAAUCUAAAAAAAAUAAUAAAAUAUUUAAAUUUUUCUAAGA
This is a messenger RNA of Neocloeon triangulifer, 645 nucleotides long. RefSeq names its product heterogeneous nuclear ribonucleoprotein A2 homolog 1-like. The coding region runs from base 82 to 471 and encodes 129 amino acids. The transcript has 3 exons. The record is from RefSeq and is a predicted model, not a curated record. Lineage: Eukaryota; Metazoa; Arthropoda; Insecta; Ephemeroptera; Baetidae.